Lonchura striata (white-rumped munia) is the source of this 4368-nucleotide messenger RNA. RefSeq names its product phospholipase C beta 1 (gene PLCB1). NCBI's taxonomy places the organism in Eukaryota, Metazoa, Chordata, Aves, Passeriformes, Estrildidae. The record is from RefSeq and is a predicted model, not a curated record. Gene Ontology annotation, molecular function: phosphatidylinositol-4,5-bisphosphate phospholipase C activity; calmodulin binding; calcium ion binding. Gene Ontology annotation, cellular component: nuclear speck; cytoplasm. Gene Ontology annotation, biological process: memory; lipid catabolic process; G protein-coupled receptor signaling pathway.
GAGCGGAGGGAGGGAGCGGAGCGGGCAGCGCCGCGGCUCCGUGCCCUGCGUGCGUGCGUGUGUGUGAGAGGAGCGGGCGGGCCGGCGGUAUAUAGAGGAUGUGCCGCCGCAUGGCUCGCCCCGGCCGCUGCCGCGCCAGCUCCUUGGGCCAGCGCCAGUGAAGCCUCUCGCCCUCGCCGCCCGGGCAGCCGCCUCCCUGCCCGCUCCCGGCGCCUCUGCCGGCCUCUCUGCCGGGUUUCCGGCGCCCCGGCGUCCCUCCUGCAGCGGCCGCUUCCCGCGGCUCCUCCGCGCCGGGGCAGAGCGAGCGCGUCCAUGCGGUGCAGAUGGCCGGGGCACAGCCAGGGGUGCACGCUCUGCAGCUCAAGCCCGUCUGCGUCUCCGAAACCCUCAAGAAAGGCGUCAAAUUCGUCAAGUGGGACGAUGACUCCACUGUUGUGACUCCAAUUAUCCUCAGAACAGACCCACAGGGAUUUUUCUUCUACUGGACAGAUCAAAAUAAGGAGACGGAGCUGCUGGAUAUCAGCCUUGUCAAAGAUGCCAGAUGUGGAAAACAUGCCAGAGCUCCCAAGGACCCGAAGCUGCGCGAGCUGCUGGAUGCUGGGAACAUGGGAGGUCGGCUGGAAAAUCGGAUGAUCACUGUUGUGUAUGGCCCAGACCUGGUCAAUAUAUCCUACUUGAACCUGGUGGCAUUCCAAGAUGACAUAGCAAAGGAAUGGUCAGAUGAAGUGUUCAGUUUGGCAACAAAUUUGUUGGCACAGAACAUGUCAAGGGACGCAUUUCUGGAGAAAGCCUACACAAAACUCAAGCUGCAGGUGACUCCAGAGGGGCGCAUUCCUCUGAAGAACAUAUACCGCUUGUUCUCCUCAGACAGAAAACGGGUAGAGACUGCGCUGGAAGCCUGCAACCUUCCCUCUUCCAGGAAUGAUUCAAUCCCUCAAGACGACUUCACGCCAGAAGUGUACAGAGUGUUCUUAAACAACCUCUGCCCUCGGCCUGAGAUCGACCACAUCUUUUCUGAAUUUGGGGCCAAGAGCAAACCCUACCUUACUGUUGAUCAGAUGAUGGACUUCAUAAAUUUGAAGCAACGGGAUCCACGAUUAAAUGAGAUCCUUUAUCCACCACUCAAACAAGAACAAGUUCAAGUGCUGAUUGAGAAGUACGAACCUAACAGCAACCUAGCAAAGAAAGGACAGAUAUCCGUGGAUGGAUUUAUGCGGUAUCUGAGUGGAGAAGAGAACGGUGUCGUUCCACCUGAGAAACUGGAUUUAAAUGAAGACAUGUCUCAACCACUGUCACACUAUUUCAUCAACUCCUCACACAACACCUACCUCACAGCUGGACAGCUGGCUGGCAACUCCUCGGUGGAGAUGUACCGGCAGGUGCUCCUGUCGGGCUGCCGCUGCGUGGAGCUGGACUGCUGGAAGGGACGGACAGCGGAGGAGGAGCCGGUCAUCACUCAUGGAUUCACCAUGACAACUGAGAUAUCCUUCAAGGAAGUAAUAGAAGCUAUUGCUGAAUGUGCAUUUAAGACAUCACCCUUUCCAAUCCUCCUUUCCUUUGAAAAUCAUGUGGAUUCCCCUAAACAGCAGGCAAAAAUGGCAGAGUACUGCAGAUUAAUAUUUGGAGAUGCACUGCUUAUGGAUCCAUUGGAAAAGUACCCGCUGGAAGCUGGGGUUCCUCUCCCAAGCCCUAUGGAUUUAAUGUACAAAAUCCUGGUGAAGAAUAAGAAGAAGUCUCAUAAGUCAGCAGAUGGAAGUGCAAAGAAGAAGCUGUCGGAGCAAGCUUCCAACACUUGCAGUGACACAUCCAGUAUGUUUGAGCCUUCCUCCCCUGGAGCAGGAGAAGCAGAGAUGGAGAGUGACGAUGACGAUGACUACGAUGACGACUGUAAGAAGUCGUCGAUGGAUGAAGGUACUGCUGGAAGUGAGGCUAUGGCCACGGAAGAGAUGUCUAACUUGGUAAACUACAUUCAGCCUGUGAAGUUUGAGUCAUUUGAAGUAUCAAAAAAACGCAACAAAAGCUUUGAAAUGUCUUCCUUUGUGGAAACCAAAGGGCUUGAGCAACUUACAAAGUCUCCUGUGGAAUUUGUGGAAUACAACAAAAUGCAGCUGAGCCGGAUUUACCCAAAGGGAACACGAGUAGACUCUUCCAACUACAUGCCACAAGUCUUUUGGAAUGCUGGCUGCCAGAUGGUCGCCCUCAACUUCCAAACCGUAGAUUUGUCUAUGCAAAUAAACAUGGGAAUGUACGAGUACAAUGGCAAAAGUGGCUACAGGUUAAAGCCAGAAUUCAUGAGAAGGCCAGACAAGCACUUUGAUCCGUUUACUGAGGGAAUAGUGGAUGGAAUAGUGGCCAACACUCUGUCUGUCAAGAUUAUUUCAGGUCAGUUCCUUUCUGACAAAAAAGUCGGUACCUAUGUGGAAGUGGACAUGUUUGGCCUGCCUGUGGACACCAGGAGAAAAGCUCUGAAGACCAAGACUUCUCAAGGCAACGCAGUGAAUCCAGUCUGGGAAGAGGAAGCCAUAGUGUUUAAGAAGGUGGUUUUGCCUUCCCUGGCCUGUUUAAGGUUAGCAGUGUAUGAAGAAGGAGGGAAAUUCAUUGGCCAUCGGAUAUUGCCAGUCUCAGCAAUCCGACCAGGCUAUCACUACAUCUGCUUGAGGAACGAGAGGAACCAGCCUCUGACACUGCCAGCUCUCUUUGUGUACAUCGAGGUCAAAGACUAUGUCCCUGACACUUACGCAGAUGUGAUUGAGGCCUUAUCCAACCCAAUCAGAUAUGUAAACUUGAUGGAGCAGAGAGCUAAGCAGCUGGCUGCACUGACUCUGGAAGAUGAGGAAGAGGUCAAGAAAGAGAUUGACCACGGGGAUGCACCAUCUGAAGCUAACAAUGAACCCAGGCCAACACCAGCAGAAAAUGGAGUAAAUUUCACUGCCUCCCUCACACCGAAACCAGCAACUCAGGUUGUUCACAGCCAGCCAGCACCAGGUUCUGUGAAAGCACCUGCAAAGACAGAAGACCUUAUACAGAGUGUCCUCACAGAAGUGGAAGCACAGACCAUUGAGGAGCUAAAACAGCAGAAGUCCUUUGUUAAACUUCAGAAGAAGCACUACAAGGAGAUGAAGGACCUGGUGAAGAGGCAUCACAAGAAAACCACCGACCUUAUCAAAGAGCACACGGCAAAGUACAACGAGAUCCAGAACGACUACCUGCGGCGGAGAGCGGUGCUGGAGAAAACUGCCAAAAGGGACAGCAAGAAAAGGUCUGAGACGAGUAGCCCCGACCACAGCUCUUCCACCAUUGAGCAGGAGCUGGCUGCACUUGACUCUGAGAUGACCCAGAAGCUGGUGGAGCUGAAGGAGAAGCAGCAGCAGCAGCUGCUGAACCUCAGGCAGGAGCAGUAUUACAGUGAGAAGUACCAGAAACGGGAGCACAUCAAGCUGCUAAUUCAGAAGCUGACAGAUGUAGCAGAGGAGUGUCAGAACAACCAGCUAAAGAAACUGAAAGAAACAUGUGAGAAAGAAAAGAAAGAACUGAAGAAAAAAAUGGACAAGAAGAGGCAGGAGAAGAUCACAGAAGCAAAGUCCAAGGAUAAAAAUCAAAUGGAAGAGGAGAAGACGGAAAUGAUCCGGUCCUACAUCCAGGAGGUGGUGCAGUACAUAAAGAGGCUAGAAGAUGCUCAGAGUAAAAGGCAGGAGAAACUUGUAGAAAAACACAAGGAGAUUCGCCAGCAAAUACUGGAUGAAAAGCCUAAGUUGCAGGUGGAACUUGAUCAGGAAUAUCAAGACAAAUUCAAAAGACUGCCUUUGGAAAUUCUGGAGUUCGUACAGGAAGCCAUGAAAGGGAAAAUCAGUGAGGAUGGAGACCACAGUUCUGCCCCCUCUUCCCUGGCAUCUGACAGUGGAAAAUCAAAUCAUAAACCUCCACAAAGUGAGGAGGAAUUGGAAGAAGAUAACCAAGAAAAAGUGUUUGAUACUACUUUUUAACUGCCCAAGAAACAAUCAGUGCACCGGGGAGCACCAUUCCCAACUGCCCGUCUCCAGUCUCCCGGGGUGAGCUGCCGCUGGAGUGCUUCGGGAGGCAGGAGGAAUCUGCAUUCAAGUGCACAUUUCCCCAAAGGAAUAUUUUAUAAAAAGUAUUCUGCAAAGGUCUUCAUUCUCAUUCUUCAUCUGAUUAUUGUUCUAAAGCUUAGUGCAGUUGUAAUGGGAAAAUUAAUAUGUUAACCUCCCUCUUUUUUUUUUUUUUUUUUGGGACAGUUUACAAUGGGUAAUUUUCUGGCCAUUUUCACUGCUAAGAAUGUUUCAUGAAGACCAGUGUAUUGUAUAGAGAAAAGUGUGUGCAGAUUUCCUUUUGGAGUGCCAGAGCAAACUG